This is a messenger RNA of Stylonychia lemnae, 1221 nucleotides long. The record is from the annotation of a GenBank genome assembly. NCBI's taxonomy places the organism in Eukaryota, Ciliophora, Spirotrichea, Sporadotrichida, Oxytrichidae.
AUGAAUGUAGACAAGAAUUUGAUAAUAAAACAUUCAGUUUUCUAUUGCAUCAUCUUUGUUAAUAUUGGAAUAGAAUUCGCUUACAGAUAGCCUCUGUAUGAUGCAAGCUUAAAAAUAUAGCACGAUAUCUAGGAUAAUUGGACAUAAGCAGGUAAAGAUACAUUCUGGGCCUUUUCAUUCUGGGGUAAUGGUGCUCCUUACUACUUGACUUUUGUUUUCAUGCUUAAUUGGACCUCGAGAGCAAGAUCAUUUUACUACCUUCUCUUCCUAACUUUUACAAUUUUCAUAAUGAAUAUUACUAAGAUGGCCUAUCAUGAGCCAAGACCUUUCAUGAAGGAUGAUGAUCUUGAGCCCUAUGGUUGUUCUGCAGAGUAUGGCAAUCCAAGUGGGCAUUCUUUAUUUGCUGGUGCAUUUAACACUUUCUUUUUCCUCGAUUUAUGCCAUGGAGAUUAUAGCCCAAUGCAAAAUUAAUCAAAAUUCAAAUACUACAUUUUGCUUUUUCUAUCUAUUUCAUUGACAUCAUUGAUCUGCUUUGCUCGACUUUACGUGAAUGUUCACACAAUAAAUUAAAUUCUAUAUGGAUUAAUCUGGGGUAUUUGGAUAGCGUUUUAUUUUCACUUCUGCUUAAGAAAGGAUGUCCUAAGACACAUAAAUUCAAUCACAGUAAGGUCUUAAUCAAGGUAGAUUCCCUAUAGCUCUUGUAUUUUGAUAUCAACAAUAAUCGCUAUAAAUGUAUUAAUGGGUCAGAUUGUUACUUUUCUUAUCGUGGAUGAUAAUUUUGAGCCUAAUCAAGAGUGGAUUUUAAAUAUUGAGAAGAAGUGUAAAGUGAAUAUUAAAGAUAACAACAAUGUUCUGAAUUAUAAGUCAGUAGUCUAUAGUGGAUUUUGCAUGGCAUCCUACGGUGCAUACCUAGGUAUACUAUUUAGUAGGAAGAAAUUUGGCUAGGUAACAGAAGAUAUGCAUGAUAAAGCAAUAGUUAAGUUUCUGGCAAGAUAUCUAAUAAUUGGAUUGCUUACUCUUCCAUUUUUGCUGCCAUUUUUCUUGAUUUAAUGGACAGCAUCGUUAGCAGUGUUAAUCAUUUUCAAGACAUUAGUACCAUUCAUCUGUGUUGGAUUUGUUAUUUAUGGCCCAACUAUAUAUUUCUUUAGGAGAUUUAACUUAGUCAAAGAGACAAUAGGAAGCUCUUCUGUAAACUAUAGAGAAUCUUCAGAAUUUUAAUGA